CCACUAGACUCCCUCCACCCCUCCCAAUCCCUCCAACUACCCCGCGCGGUUGAUCGUCGCUAUGGAUCUCGUUAACCACCUCGAAGGCAGACUCCUUUUCGCUGUUCCUAAAAAGGGUCGGCUCCAACAGGCAACCUUGGACCUGCUUUCCGGCGUUGACAUCCAAUUCCGUCGCGAGACCCGCCUCGAUAUCGCCCUUGUGAAGAACCUCCCCAUCGCCCUCAUCUUCCUCCCCGCCGCAGAUAUUCCCACCUUCGUCGGCGAAGGUCGCGUCGACCUCGGUAUCACCGGUCGCGACCAGGUCGCUGAGCACGAUGCGCAGCUGGCGCACGGCGAGACUUCCGGCGUGGAGGAGAUCAUGGACCUUGGUUUCGGAGGCUGCAAGCUGCAGGUGCAGGUUCCAGAGAAGGGUGACAUCACCGAGGCCAAGCAAUUAGUCGGCCGUAACGUGGUCACCAGCUUCACGGCCCUCACUGAGGCAUUCUUUGCUAAGCUCGAGGGCAUCGAUGAUAGCAGCAAGCUCUCCACCAAGGUCAAGUAUGUUGGUGGCAGUGUUGAGGCUGCUUGCGCAUUGGGUGUCGCCGACGGCAUUGUCGACCUUGUUGAGUCCGGUGAAACUAUGAAGGCUGCUGGCCUUAAGGCCAUCGACACCGUUGUCGAGAGUACCUCUGUUCUCGUCAAGUCCCGGAACACCCAGAACCCUCUUGUCGAACUCAUCACCUCUCGUAUCCGUGGUGUCAUCACCGCCCAGAAGUACGUCCUGUGCCAGUACAACAUUCCUCGCUCUGAACUCUCCACUGCCGCCAGCAUCACACCGGGCAAGCGCGCCCCGACUGUGACCGCGCUCGAGGCAGACGGCUGGGUGGCCGUCAGCUCGAUGGUCGAGAAGAAGAAGAUCGCCACCGUGAUGGACGAGUUGACCAAGGUCGGCGCGACGGACAUCCUAGUCCUAAACAUUGCCAACUCCCGAACGGGUUAGAGGGGGCUUUUCAUUUUAUCAUGUCCUGUCAUGCCUUGGUUUAUUCUUUUUCGUUUCUUUUUGGCAUAAAGGCGUGUUUCAUAUUUCACCAUUUUGGUUCUUUUCAAAGGGGUUCUAUCUAUUUUUCUUUCUUUUGCUCAGAUUUCGGGACAGUUGUAUGAGAUGAAUAUAGAUUAUGUGGUUACGGUUCCCAAAAAAGAAAAAAAAAGUAACAGAUAGACUCAGGUUGUUUGUAUAUACAGGUUUCUAU
Molecule: messenger RNA, 1229 nt
Organism: Aspergillus caelatus
Lineage: Eukaryota; Fungi; Ascomycota; Eurotiomycetes; Eurotiales; Aspergillaceae
Product: ATP phosphoribosyltransferase
Exons: 5
Coding region: 62-979 (305 amino acids)
Biological process (GO): L-histidine biosynthetic process
Cellular component (GO): cytoplasm
Molecular function (GO): magnesium ion binding; ATP phosphoribosyltransferase activity
Source: RefSeq, a predicted model, not a curated record